Molecule: messenger RNA, 1745 nt
Organism: Conger conger (European conger)
Lineage: Eukaryota; Metazoa; Chordata; Actinopteri; Anguilliformes; Congridae
Product: GTPase IMAP family member 7-like
Exons: 2
Coding region: 168-851 (227 amino acids)
Molecular function (GO): GTP binding; ATP hydrolysis activity
Source: RefSeq, a predicted model, not a curated record
AAUAAAAUUUGUCAUGACAAGCUUUUUUAGCCAGAGCAAUUUUCUAAACGACAAUACAACUCCGCAGUUGACAUUUUAACUCGCUUCGUUAGUGAGGCUACGUUUCACAAAUCAAGAGAAACUUUUUCUGAAGUACAACGUUCAUUUUGAGCAGACGCAAGCAUAGAAUGGAAGGUCUUCGCGUGGUGAUUGCUGGGCCCACAGGUUCAGGCAAGAGUGCAGCGGGAAAUGCCAUCUUUGGACGCAGUGUAUUCACUUCUGCUGCUGGUUCCUGCUCUGUCACCCAGGCGUGUGAAAGCGCAGAGGAGGAAGUGGAGGAUGUCGGGAAGCUCCUGAUCGUCGACACACCGAGUCCAUUGAGUCCGGGUCAGAGGAGGCGGUGCCUCCAGCUGUGUGCUCCAGGCCCUCACGCGUUCCUGCUGACGCUACGCGUGGGCCGCUACGAUGAAGAAGACCGGAACCAGGUUGAGAGUCUGGAGAAAGUGUUUGGAGAAGCGAUGUAUAAUUACACCACAGUUCUUUUCACACACAGGGACAAUAUGGAGAUGACAGGGGAACGGUUGCAGGACCACAUCGAAAAUGCCAACCCCCACCUCAAAAGCCUGCUCGAGAGGUGUGGGCAGAGAUACCAUGUAUUUGACAAUAGGAAAAAAGAUGACAGAAAACAAGUGAAAGAACUUGUCAAAAUAGUUGAUGAAAUGGUAAAGGCUAAUGGUGGUAAGCACUACGAGAGACUCGCAUCACCCUGUGUGAAAUUCAUAUCAGUGUGUACCCUGUUCUCAUUCGUAAUUCUGCUGACAUUCCUGUGGAUAUACUGGAAUAACGUAGAUGAUGUCAGGCCCGUCUUGUAAAUGGUUGGCAUUUGUAUAGCGCCUUUAUCCAAAGCACUAUACAAUUGAUGCUUCUCAUUCACCCAUUCAAACACACUCACACACUCACACACCAACAGUGAUUGGCUGCCAGCUCAGACCAGCUCGUCAGGAGCAUUUGGGGGUUAGGUGUCUUGCUCAGGGACACUUCAACACAGCCCGGGCAGGGGAUCGAACCGGCAACCCUCUGACUGCCAGAGGACUGCUCUUACUGCCUGAGCCAUGUCGCUUGUUUUCUGGAAUUGUCUUUGGGAUAGGAAUUUUAUGGCUGGUGAAGCAAACAUUAAAAUACUGCCAUGAUCUGAUACAGCUUCAAAGGAGUAGAAUGUUAUAUGAUUGGAUUGAUUUCGACGAAUACAUCAAAAUACAUUUAAUAUAGUUCUGAGCAUGGAUAUAGUGACGGGGUGGUCAGAUGAUCAAAGACUCGAAAGACAUAUUUGAUUCAAAGAAUAAUUUGAAAUGAAAGACAAACAUGCCCUCUAUGGACCACUUCAUUGAUUACCAUAGAUGAAUAUAUAGCCAUUAUAUAGCCAUAUUUGAUAUAAUUAUCCGUUAUUAUAUGAUCUAUAAUCAACCAUAUCCAUUAUGAAGGAGAAGGGACAACUGACCCUGUAUUAGCACUGCUACUCUGAGGUGUGUUACAGAUAUGAGCGUGAGUAUUUUGGAUCCAUCCAUCUUCAUGUAACUGAAUUCAGUCUGCUCCAAUAUUAACUUUAGGGAGCUCAAUCUGUUGUCGAAAUGUUUGGAUACAGAAUUACAGUUGUGAUUUAAAAAAUAAGAGAAAACUUGAGCAUGUAGAAAACAAUUUCGAAUUUUUGUAAAAUGCUUUAUAAUGAAAGCAAUGUUUUAAUACAGAGGUGCAGCGAUACCUUAAAG